This is a messenger RNA of Ochlerotatus camptorhynchus, 684 nucleotides long. RefSeq lists its product as uncharacterized. The coding region runs from base 1 to 684 and encodes 227 amino acids. The transcript has a single exon. The record is from RefSeq and is a predicted model, not a curated record. NCBI's taxonomy places the organism in Eukaryota, Metazoa, Arthropoda, Insecta, Diptera, Culicidae.
AUGUAUCACUACGCUUGCUGUGGACUGACAAGGCAAACCCACGACACUAUUCUGGCACACACCAUUUGGAUAUGCAGUGAGUGUAAAACUACCGUCAACAACCGCUCGCUGAAGGAAAUUUGUUCCAACGAUGAUGGUAUCACGGCUAUCGAUGACCUCAAACAGCAGAUGCACGAGCUGAAUGGAAACGUCCAGUCAUUGUCCGACACCGUGUCCGCUUGUGUCAACAACUCGAAGUCUGGAUUUCAAAAGCUUGAUCGUCAACUGGAAGAUACCAACAACAAAAUUGAAAUGUUCUUGGAGAAAGCCGGAAUUGUGGAAGAUGCAGCCAGUCACCAAAGAAAUCAACAACAUCAGAAACAUCGAACCGGGGAAGCAACGUUCGCCGAGCAAGGGGCUGCGGAUAUCAAUAUCGACGGUCUGACUGCUCCACGUUUACUACCCGAGGAAUCCACAUCGCUGUUCUGGCUGCAUCUCUCUGGGUUUCACCCUCAAGUGUCCGUUGAGGAUAUCCACAAAGUGGUGGAAGGCUGUUUGAAUAUGAGCGACACUGUGAAAGCGGUGAAAUUGGUGCCCAAGGAUAAGGACCUCUCUAGGGUAACGUUUAUCUCCUUCAAAAUUGGAUUACCGCUCGAUUUCAAAGACACUGCAUUGCUACCCGAAACCUGGCCAAAAGGAAUUUGA